AUGGACGAAGCAGGCACGCGGCGGGUACAAUUACCGCCGCGCUCUGAGUACCGCAUUGAAUUGGACGCAGGCGAAUAUGUUGCUAUUCGAUUUGUGUCUGAUCCUAUCUCUGGGCACUAUGGUGAUGCUGAAGUGUUUGGUGCACCCAUUGUGGCCGGAUCUAAUGAACGCUGGUACACGUUUGGAAACGAAGCCAAAUUCGCCAUUACGUCCUGGGGCGGCGCAGAUUUGGAAAUAUAUGGAGCAGCAUCGACAGAGUAUAUGGCAGACGAGCCGUCGCAUACAUAUACUUAUUAUGCAAAUCUACACUUGAACUUGGAACGUGCGCGCAUCCGAGCUCGGGAGCAGCUGCGCACCGAUCCGUCGCUGCUACAAACGCUCGACGCGGUCGACGUGUCGGAGCCGACGAAACCCAUGUCAUACGAAGAGGGCGCUGAAUCAGGCACAGACCUGUAUCGCGCUGCCGGACAAGGUCCACGCGUCAUGGUCGUGGGCCCAGAGAGUGCGGGCAAGACGAGCCUGAUCAAGUACCUCGCGAAUUAUGCCAUGCGCUCACCAGCCGUCGCAAGUGUGCGCGAGGGAGAAUCUAAGCGGGAAAAGACUGACGAAAGCGACGAAGAUGGUGAGACAAAGGCCAUGAGUGAAAUUACGGGCUGGUGGCCUAUGAUCGUGACACUGGACCCUGCUGAAGGCGCCGUGCCUGUGCCUGGAUGUAUAAGCGCCAUUCCCCUGACGCCUACACCCAUCACUUGGUUGCCAUCACCUUCGCCGGCUCUGCCAUACGGUGUGACGCCACAAACGACCGGAGCUUUGCCUCCGAGUGUAUCCACCGUGCACAGCGUCAUGCCCAUGACCCUAUGGGCGGGCAAAGAGAACAUGCGGGAAAAUGAGCGCCAUUCACGGCGUCUCGUUGACUGGCUUGUUUACUAUGUCGAGAAGCGUCUUGUCAAGGAUUUACGUGCUCGCAUGUCUGGUCUGCUCCUCGACAUGCCAGGCAUCAUUACGGCCGAUGCUCGCACGCGCUAUGAAUUUAUCCAAUACUGUGUUCGUGCAUUCAAGAUCGAUACCAUCAUUGUUCUUGGUCACGAGAAACUCAAUCUGGAGCUCACGCGCAUUUAUGCUAACGACACGUCGGGCCAUGCUCCCAGUAUUGUUAAAGUACCCAGAUCAGGGGGUGCAGUGGAAGUCGACGAAGUGUACAAACAAAAGUUGCACGAUUUGCAGAUCCGCUCCUACUUUUAUGGCAUGUCGCCCGUGGUACCUCAGGAGCCAGAAAAAAAUGCGCCCGCGGGCUUGGACGAGCCAUUAGGCGGUGUACCCGUCUUAAAUCCAUACUCUUUCACUAUUCCGUUCGAUUUGCUUUCCAUAUACCGCGUGGGCCAAGACCGCGUUGCUCCGUCAUCUGCUUUGCCCAUUGGUGCUGAGCGGACCCUAUCUGAGAUGCAGGUGGUGAAACUGGACCCGGUCAACUCACCGAGUGACUUAUCCUUGCUUUUACACUCUGUCUUAGCUCUGAUCGAGCCGCCAGCCGCGCUCGAGCAUCAUGAGGAAAAUGCUGCAUCGGAAGAAACACCCGCGAAGGAAUAUAACGAUGACGAGCUUUUGGGCUCUACGCUCCUUGGUUUUAUACACAUUGCCGACAUUGAUAUGACCCGGAAAAAGCUCACGGUCUUGUCACCUAAGCCUGGAAAACUUCCUAGCACAACGGCAUUGAUUGGCAAUCUACAAUGGCAAGAUAUGUAG
This is a messenger RNA of Malassezia restricta, 1743 nucleotides long. Its product is annotated as polyribonucleotide 5'-hydroxyl-kinase. The transcript has 3 exons. Gene Ontology annotation, cellular component: nucleus; mRNA cleavage factor complex. NCBI's taxonomy places the organism in Eukaryota, Fungi, Basidiomycota, Malasseziomycetes, Malasseziales, Malasseziaceae. The record is from RefSeq and is a predicted model, not a curated record. Gene Ontology annotation, molecular function: polynucleotide 5'-hydroxyl-kinase activity. The coding region runs from base 1 to 1743 and encodes 580 amino acids. Gene Ontology annotation, biological process: tRNA splicing, via endonucleolytic cleavage and ligation.